This is a messenger RNA of Haliotis rubra (blacklip abalone), 3337 nucleotides long. RefSeq lists its product as uncharacterized. The transcript is spliced from 5 exons. Gene Ontology annotation, molecular function: STAT family protein binding. Gene Ontology annotation, biological process: negative regulation of transcription by RNA polymerase II; protein dephosphorylation. The record is from RefSeq and is a predicted model, not a curated record. NCBI's taxonomy places the organism in Eukaryota, Metazoa, Mollusca, Gastropoda, Lepetellida, Haliotidae. Gene Ontology annotation, cellular component: nucleus. Bases 518 to 2038 code for a protein of 506 amino acids.
CUACCUGAAAACAAGUUCUUGGUCAUGACGACGCCACCAACAAAUGCUCGACUGUAAAAUUUAAGUUACUAUGACGUCCUGCUAGUGUCUUUUAAAGAAAACUUUUCUUGAGGAAAUAUAUGGAAAGAUGGCUGUUCUAAAUUACCUGUACCCAAGUCCACUACGAGAUGCGCUGAUGUUUUUAUUUGACUUGGCAUGGCACCAACUUCACACUCUUGCAUUUGUCACAUUCACAAGUUCCUUGUUGAUACCCGAAAACUAAGUUAAAUGUCGUAAUUGUUUACACACUGAACUAAUGUCUGAAGUAGUGCCUUUCAGUGUUAGUAGCUAUACUGAUCUUGCUACAAAUCUGUCCUCAGCAUUGAUGUUUCUCUUUGAGUUUGCUUGGAGGAUUCGUUUCCGCUUACCAAGCUUGAUCACAGUCACAUUCCUUGCACUUGACAUCAGGGUUAGAGUUGAAAUUGAACUACAGAACAUGCCAUAACAUGUAGGGUAUAGCCAUAGCCUAAUAUCCAAGAUGAGUCGUGGUGUCAGAGACUUAAGAGACCUUAUUUGUGUGUCACGUUUGACGGUCCGUGAGAGCGAUGAGGAGAUUGUUAGUGAUGAAGAACUAAACAACUUUGAUUCUUUAUCAAUCAGCAGUGAUAGUGGAUCUGAUAACAGACAUGGCCUGAGUAAUUCUCAAGGACUCGUUGAGGGUGGCAUUUCUCCUGAUUCAGGCUUUGUUACAAAUGGUUCACCAUCUGAAGUUGCAACUAAUGCAGAAACUAAAAUUUCAAAAUCACAGAAAAGGGCAGCAAAAAGGAGGCAUAAAAAGAAGAUAUUAGAGACUUUUCCCUCUCGCCAUGACCUUCCCAAACUACCACCCCUUCCUCCAGUGCAAGGUGGAUCGGUAGACUUCACAGAGGAAUCAGUGCAGCCUGACUCAGAAUCAAGCAGAAUUGUGAAUUCAGUUGCCAAACAGAAAUCAAGAACACACAAGAAAAGUGGUAACUUUGAUGAUAUGUUAUGCUACAUGGAUGCAACACUGGUGUCGGGUUGGCUUACUCAGGCCAAUGAUGCAGUUGGAGCUCUUUACAAGUUUUGUCACACAGGAGAUACUUAUGUUCAGUUUGCGCACUUUUGGCUUAGCAGCUUUUCAGAUGUGCAAAAGAAUGAAAUAUUUGAAAUGGAAUAUGAAAUUCUCAUUGAACAGAUGAGUUUAGCGUUUUCCGUUGGGAGGGAACAGAGAAAAGUUCUGCGGUCAGAUAUCACAAGUCUCGCCUCAGCACUUUUAGUUGAAUACCCUUCGAAGUUAAUGAGUUCCAAGGGCAAUCAUUUAUUCCUGGACUACCUUGAUAUUCUUUCAUCUGAGAAGAAAGAGCAGUACAAGCACCUGUUAGCCAAUGUUCGUUGUUCCACAAAAAACAGACAGUAUGCCCAGUGGCUGCUGGCUACAAGGUCUUUUGCUCUUGUCAGUAUUUGGAGUGCAAUAACAAACUUUUACCAGAACUUAACGGGGACUGGAAACCAUUCCGGUCUGCCUCUGCCAUCUAGCAUGUCUUCUCUUGAUGCAAGUUACCAAAGGAUGUAUCAGGCAAUUAGAUUAGGGUAUGUGGAUGUACUGCACUACUUGCUUGUAGGAGGCCAUGUCAAGCCACAUCAUGUAGAUUCCCACCAGAGAAGUCUCAUCUUCACCGCUGUCAUGCACAACCAGGAAAAAGUUCUGCACUACCUUCUGACAAGGGUUCAUCCAGCAAUAAACCCGAACCAGCCAGCUGACACUGGGAACACCCCUCUCCACGCUGCAGCCAACAGUGGCAAUCUCAGUCUGGUUGUGGAGUUGCUCAAGUGUCCAUACGUUGAAGUCAGCGCUACCAACCCACAGUGUGAACAUGCUACUCCACUCCACCUUGCUGUCAUGCAUGGUCAUGAAAAGGUGGUUCAGGUGCUUGUAGAGGCCAAGGCUGACCUCGAUGCCAAGAUGGGUGACCUCACUCCAUCAGACAUUGCCCAAGACUUUGGGACGCCAGACAUGCAAAAACUGCUGACAAGCUAGUAAUGACAUUGGAGUAGCUGAAGGGAAACAACUCUGCCAGUAUAUUGUUCCCCUGGUAAAUACUAGGGAAGUGACAGCUGUUUGAAGUUAAAUGAGUUGUUUGUACUGCUAUUUUUGGGGAUAUUAAUGAUAUAUUUUUUUUUGCUGUAUACUAACACUUAUAAACCAGUUGACUAAAAAGUCAGGUUUACAUAUCUUUAUGUGAACAGAAGUGAUUGAUUAAUUGUAUCUCAUGUUUUAAGAUGUAAGAGAUGUAUGCAUUUGGUGCAUAGUAAAUUAUGUAUCUUAAUCUUUUAACCAAAAGUUGACUUCUCUCAUAAAAAAAUUAUAUGUGAACUAUCAUUCCCAAGGGAGAUAACUGUCAUGUGACUGAUUGUACAUUUACUGAAGUCUCUUGGAUGGUAUGAAUUUUCCUGUUGUCAUGACCUUUUAGUGUUAGGUAAAACGUCCUAACUAAAUCUGUGAUGUGCACAUUUAUCAAACAUACAGGUCUUUCACAGCUACCACAGAACGUUUAUGUGUUUGUGUUAUUCAGCUUAUGUUGUUUGCUUCCUUUUUAUUAUGCCCUGAACAUUUUAUGUAAAACUUUAGAUAUGAAAAUUACUACCGGAGUCAACUUACUCAUUACGUUUUAAAUGAAAAUAAGUUAUGUGUUUACUGGGAUUAUGUUGAAGGAUGUAUUUGUCUCUUUCAUUCCAUGCUAUUUUAAAUUAGUUCUACUGUUUUAUAGUUCAUCUGUCAUGCCAUGGCAUAUAAACUCUAGUAAUGUGAGAGUAUCAAUUGUUCUGUAACUUCUACUGAAUAAUAUAUUACUGUAAAAUUAUGCUUGAAUGAAAUUUUGCACUUUGGAUGUGCAGUAAGAAUAAAAACAGAUAAGGGUCCUAACUAAAACAAAUAUAUUUUCCACCACAUACUAUUUAGCCAGAUUUUAUUAUGAUUAACUUAGAUGGGGUGGUUAAAUAAGCAAGUUUGUCAACUUAGCAGGAGCUUGAAUGUGAAAUGUAUUCAGGAUUCUGUGGCAUUGAGAGACAAGCUUGUAAGCAUGACCAAACAGACAUGGUUGAGAUAAGAGAGACAACUCUGUACUGACUACAGAACAAGAAAUAAGACUGGCUGCUAGUUGGGUCCAAGGUGAAGAACUAAACCUAAGUUUUGUAACUGUACUGUCGGGGCAUCCUAAACUGAAUCUCAUGAUGUAGUAAGUCCUAGGAUUGAGUUGAGAGAAAUAGUAUGUGUAUUUAACAGUGAUGAAGCAAGUAGAUUAGUUUUGUGAGGUGUUAUUGUGUAUUUAUAAGCAAA